Messenger RNA from Daphnia pulex (common water flea), 5672 nucleotides. RefSeq names its product intraflagellar transport protein 172 homolog (gene Oseg2). Gene Ontology annotation, biological process: intraciliary transport. Gene Ontology annotation, cellular component: axoneme; ciliary basal body; intraciliary transport particle B. Lineage: Eukaryota; Metazoa; Arthropoda; Branchiopoda; Diplostraca; Daphniidae. Gene Ontology annotation, molecular function: protein binding. The transcript is spliced from 25 exons. Bases 224 to 5521 code for a protein of 1765 amino acids. The record is from RefSeq and is a predicted model, not a curated record.
CUGGGCCAGGGGCAAGAGCAGCAGAAGGGGGACGUCGUUCGACCUUAAGCUUUUUUACAACUGACUUCGUGAGAGGGAGGGUUGUUCUACUUACGGCGCCCUCUAUUAUUGAUUGGCUUGUUGCCUAGCAACCAAGAAAGAUUCAAAACACUCGUUUUUUCAUUUUCUGAAAAAUUAUCCGAUACAUUUCUGGAAAAUGUUUUAAACAUACUGAUUCUUAAAAAUGCAAAUACGUCGAGCAAAGACUCUUCUACCUUAUCAAGAUGGCGCCGCCAAAACGUGUGGUAUGUGUUGGUCGGUCAAUGGCCAGAAAUUAGCUGUGGCAACCGCAGAAAGAGUCGUGUUUCUUUUUGACGCCAAUGGAGAGAAGAGAGACAAAUUUUCGACUAAACCAUCCGAUUCCAAAUACGGCAAGAAAAGUUACAGCAUCAAAGGAAUAGCUUUUUCUCCCGACUCUACCAAAAUCGCCAUAGGACAGACGGAUCAAAUUGUCUUUGUCUACAAAAUCGGCGAUGAUUGGGGGGAUAAAAAAGUUAUCUGUAAUAAAUUUGCUCAGGCGAGCUCUGUUACCUGCUUAAUUUGGCCUAGCCAAGGGCCAAUUAUUCUCGGGUUGACUGACGGAAAAGUACGCGCUGCCCACAUCAAAACCAACAAAUCCCAGACACUCUACGCCACAGAGUCCUUUGUCGAAACACUAGUCUCCAAUCAAUCGGGAACCGGUUUUAUCUCUGGACACGCUGACGGAACGAUUGUUCGAUUUUAUGUGGCAGAUGAUGGCACUGCUCUUCCUCAGGGAAAAGUUGUGGUUCAUGGAGUGGCUCCCACUGCUCUUGUUUGGGCUGGCCCGUUAAUUUUAGCAUCUGGAUCGGACCAGAAGCUGAUUUGUUACUCGGCCGAAGGAAGGCCACUUCAACAGUUUGAUUACAGUCGAGUCAAGGACGAACACGAAAUUACUGUGGCCGUGUCAAGCGGAUGCGGUCAGAUGGUCGCUCUAGGAAGUUUCGAUAAGAUUCGCAUCCUGUCGUUCAAUUCGAGGAAGAGACAAUGGGAAGAAAGCGCAAUCAAGGAGAUCAAAAACAUGUACACGGUGACGUGUUUGGCAUGGCGAACCGAUUCGCUUUAUCUGGUCUCCUCUUCUCUUUGCGGCGGAGUGGAACUCUUGGAAACCGUCGCCAAGAGAACUUUGUGGAAUGGUCGAGUGGAGAUCAUUUACAUUUCAUCUAGUCAAGUAGUCAUCAAAUCCGUACCGGAAGAAGGUGUUCCUUUUUUCCAUCCGGUAGUCAUCCGCACGCAUCCCGGCCUGGAAAUCGAAACGGUUAGAAUCAUGGGCAGAGAAAAUUACGCCGUGGCUCGUACCGAUCGGACGCUUAUCGUCGCCGACUUGAAACGUGGACUCGUUAGCGAAGUGUCGUGGAAGGAACCGGAAGUCGUUCAGGAUGGAAAUAAAACGAAAUUCCAUUUUGACACUCCGCACGCCUGCAUGGUUUUCUCUCGGGGUGAACUCACGCUGAUAGAAUACGGUGUCAAUGCCAUUUUGGAACGUUUGAGGAUGGAAUUUAUGAAUCCGCAUCUGAUCAGCGUCCGCAUAAACGAGCGCCACCGUAAAGAGGGGGAUAACGUGAAACGAUUGGCUUAUCUACUGGACUUGAAAACUAUUGGCAUCAGUGAUUUGGUGACCGGCCAUUCGUUGGGUCACAUCUCGCACGAAUCGAAAAUCGAUUGGCUUGAAAUGAACGAGACGGGCCGAAAGUUGCUGUUCCGCGAUCAGAAAUUGCGGCUCUACAUGGUCGAUCUGGCCACCUCGACUAAAACGCUUUUGCUCAGUUCGUGUCUCUUUGUGGAGUGGGUGACGGGCAGUGACGUCAUCGUCGCCCAAAGUCCAUCCUUGCUCCACGUUUGGUAUCACGCCGAGAGCAGCGACAAGGUCCAGACCAUCGACAUCCGCGGCGAAGUACUGGACAUUGUCAAAGAGGCGGGCGGAAGGACAGUUGUCCGCGUCCAGGACGGAACCAUCAUCAACGAAAUCGCCCUGGACGAUCAGCUGAUUGAAUUUGGGACGGCCAUCGAGGACGGCGAUCUGGUCCGGGCUCUGUCCUACCUGGAACGACUCGAUUCCCAUUCGCCCGGCUCUGCCAAAGGACUCUGGGCCACUUUGGCUCGCAUCAGCCUCGACGCCGUCGAAUUGCGCAUCGCCAGCCGCUGCUUCGCCGCUCUCGGAGACAUCGCCAAAGUUCGUUUUCUGAUGGAAACGGUGCGAGCCUCUGAGGAAGUCGCUAAAACAAUCAAGGGCGAUGGAUUCAGCUCGCCACUGGUUCAAGCCCGAAUGGCCAUUUUCCAGCGAGAUUUAGCCACAGCUGAGCGCAUUUACAUCGAUCAAGGCAGUCCGGAUGACGCUGUGCGGAUGUACCGCCAAUUACUCCAAUGGGAGGACGCCCUUCGAGUAGCGGAGACUUAUAAUCUUUCAGACAGACAUCAAAUCAGGCAAGACUACCUGCAAUGGCUGCAAACAACUUGUCAGGAAUCGGCAGCUGCCGAAGUCUAUGAGCGAUUGGGAGACUACCCAUCGGCCGUCAACAUGUGCCUCAAAGCCGGCCUUCCUUCCAAGGCGGCCAAACUGAUGCUGCACAGAGAGGAGCUCUUAUCCGACGCGGAGGCGGUUCAUCAAGUGGUGACGGCUUUGCAGCGUUGCAACAUGUACGUCCAGGUGGGCGAGGUUUACCAGGCGACCGGCAAAGCGGACAGAGCCCUGGAAUUCUACCGCAAAGGUCAUUCCUACGCCAAAGCUAUUGAUUUAGCCCGCCAUUCUUUCCCCGGAGAAGUGAUCUUGCUGGAAGAGUUGUGGGGUGAUCAUCUCAUGACCACCCAUCGACCGGAACAAGCCAUAGCUCACUACAUCGAAGCCGGGAAGAUGACGACGGCCCUCAGGGCGGCCAUCGACGCUCGCCAAUGGGAGAAAGCCGCCGAUAUUUUGGAAGUCGUCGGCGAAUCCAACGUCGAACCGGAACACUUUCAAAUGCUCGGCCGCUAUUACGCCACCACUCGAGCCUACGAGAAAGCUGAAAAGUUUUUCAUCAGAGGCAAUCUGCCCAUGGAAGUCGUCCAAAUGUACAUUUCUGCUGGUCAUUGGAGCAGGGCGUAUGAGGCGGCCAAACAUUCGUUACCGGCGGCCGAAAUGAAACGACUUUUCACGGACGAAGGUCAGGCGCUGGUGAAGGCCGGCCGUUUGCGGGAUGCCGAACAACUCUACGUCGCCGCCCAGUUGAUCGAUUUGGCCGUCGAAAUGUACCGCUCCACCAAGAACUACGAUCAACUCGUCCGUCUGAUUAGCAACCACCAGCCGGACCAGUUGUUUCACUACCACUUGGACAUUGCUCGACAGCUGCAGGCCGAUGGAAACCGGAAAUCCGCCGAGAAACAUUUUAUCGCGGCCAAUCAUUGGAAAGAUGCUGUAACCAUGUACAGAGAUUGUGGCCUAUGGGAGGAUGCCUUCCGGGUAGCCCAAGCCAAGGGAAGUGCCAAAGAAGCUGCUGCACUGGCCCUGGAAUGGGCUGUGAGCGUAGGUCCGGAAGUGGGCGGCAAAUUAUUAUUACGCCACGGAAUGGCAGAAGAAUGCAUCGCUUUGGCAUGCGACCAAGAAAUGUUUGAAUUUGCCGUGAGCAUGGCGCAAACUGUAGCGCCGCAUAAACUGAAAGCAGUUCAACGCCAAUUGGCUGUCCACUUGCAAGCUUCCGAUCACUGGAAGGAAGCGGAAGAAGCUUUUGUCAAGGCGGGAGCGGUUCGGGAAGCUAUUGACAUGCAUUUAAGUCGAGGAGAUUGGUUGGCAGCCGAACAAUUAGCCGAACAACACGACCCGGAAGCGCUGAAUCAGAUCCUGAUUUCAAGGGCUCAGGCCUCACUGGAGGCUGGCGAUUUCCAGCAAUACGAAACUUUAAUUUUACGAGCCCAGCAGCCGCUUCUCUUAUUGCAGGGCUACAAGGAGAGAGGAAGGUGGCAAGAUGCUCUGCGGGUGGCCAAAGAAUAUUUACCCAAUCGUCUGGCCGCCCUGCAGGACGAAUACGACCAUUACGUCACCAAGACCCAGGGUGUCAACGCAGUUAGUCUGAUGACCCAGGCUCGUGACUGGGAGCAACAAGGCGAAUUCUCUCGCGCCGUCGAUUGCUACUUCAAGAUUACAAUAGCGAUGGUCAACGAACCUGGGAAACUGAUUGCUCUUUGGAACAAGGCAUCAGAAUUGGCUGUCAAGUUCCUGGAUGAAGACAAGGCCGUCGUCCUAGUGCGUAAUGCGGCCCGUCAAUUGAAAGAGAUUGGCCAGCCGGCAGCUGCCGCCCAACUCUAUCUAAGCGUCGACAGCGUCCGCGACGCCGUCGACAUUCUGAUGGAGGCUCGAGACUGGACACGGGCGCGGAAAAUCGCCCAGGAACUCGAGCCGGACUACUAUCCUCGCGUUGAAACGGCAUACCGUGAAUGGCUGCGCUCGGAAGGAAAAGCCGAUCAACUGGCCGAUGUCGAUUUGGGCGGGGCCCUGGAAAUGCUGGCCAGUCAGGGACAAUGGGAUCAAGUUCUUCAGAAAGCCCAGAAACAUGGACCUGAAUUACUAAACAAGUAUGUGGCCAUCUAUUCCACCGAACUAAUCAAGCAGCAACGCAGCUCAGUCGCCCUGGAAUUAUUCAUCAAGUACGGGGCACCGGCCAAACCCCAAAAUUUGAAUAUCUACCGACAUCUUGCAACUGAAAUUUUACUCGAAGAUAAAAACGACAUUAAAUCGCUGAUUGGUUUACGAAACAUUUUUCACAGUCUGGUGAAGGAAGUGACAUCACCGACCAUCAACAUGGAAUUCGAGCGCUUCUUACGACUCUUCCAUUACAUGGUGAUCAGCAACGUGUGUCAAAAUGUCGGAGGGCUUGAAGUCGUCGCCACCAAAGCUAGCAUUUCAUUGCUCCGCUAUGCGGAUCUCAUUCCGGCUGACCGAGCCUUUUACGAGGCCGGAACCAACGCCAAGGCCGUAGGCUGGGACAAUUUGGCGUUUGUUCUGCUCAAUCGCUAUUUGGAUAUCGCUGAUAUGAUUGAAGAGAACGGCGACAGUGCCGAUGCUACCUUGCUGGAUAAUGCGGAUUUCGAACAGACGGACGUCCCUUACGACACACUCUGCAUACCUGUCAAGCCGUGCGUGAGCGGUCUACUUAAAGAGAUAGCAAAAGAGUGGGUAUUGGCCGUCUCACUUGAUCAGCACAUCGAACAGCAAUUGCCAAUGGAUGAGCGUGGAGUUUACGAAGCCUGCCUUGUCAACUGGAAGAGGUCGUCCGAUCCGCCUGCUACUCCGUGCGUUCUGACGGGCUAUCCGGUGCUGAAACAGCCGGUCAAAUUCCCGGCCCAAGGCAAAGAAACAAACCGAGAAGAUUGGAACCGUUUUCUUGUGGCAGUUAAACGUUGGCCGGACAAUCGCCAACUUCACGAAACGCUUGAUUUUAUCGAAAAAUGGUGCAACGGCCUCCCUUCGGUUACAUCUCAAUUUGCUUUCUGAUUUUAUUGAUAGAUUCACGCGUUUAUCUUUAUGAUGAUGAGGGCAUUGAUCGAUUUCAAAUCAUCGGCUUUUAAGUGAAUUUAAAUCACAGUUAACGCGUAUUGUCAUGGCAAGCCUAUUGUAGAAUAAUAAACAGUAAUUCUAAUUGGCA